Molecule: messenger RNA, 3512 nt
Organism: Anthonomus grandis grandis
Lineage: Eukaryota; Metazoa; Arthropoda; Insecta; Coleoptera; Curculionidae
Gene: Ack-like
Product: activated Cdc42 kinase-like
Exons: 17
Biological process (GO): protein phosphorylation
Molecular function (GO): protein tyrosine kinase activity; protein binding; ATP binding
Source: RefSeq, a predicted model, not a curated record
UAAUAUUCAUUAUUUAUACAAGAAUGUUGAUGGGAUUGUUGAAAUGAUAAGAAUUGUUUAUUGAGCAAGAAAUCUAUUUACAUUUAUUUAUUUUUAUUUGCCCACCGCUUCAUAUAAACAUAAUGGACGUGUUUCCAGGUAUAAAUAAACUAUAAAACUAUUUGCAGGAUUCAAUAUUUUUAGUUUAAUAUUACUGUGCCCCCCAAGACGCCCCUUUAGUUGAGUCUACACAAUGGAAACAAACCUAUCAAUGAAAAAGGGGCCAGGACUCUAUGAGUUCUUAGUUGAAGCAGAACUGCAGCAUUAUUUCAAUAGCUUUAAAAACACCUUGAAAAUCAACCACCCCUCUCAGCUCAAAUUUACAACAGAAAGUGACCUAAUGGAUAUUGGAAUGUCAAAACCGGAAAUGAGAAGACUGAGGAAGUAUUAUGAAAAACAUUUUCCACAUAACUAUUUGUCUAAAUUUAAGAAACUUUUGAGUCAUAGGAAACAGGAAAAUACUGUUUCAGAGGCAAAUCUUUUAUUAAACACCGACACUCUUCCCAUAACAAAAACCCCAAAAGUGUCAAGUAAACAUAUAAUACCUGCGGCAAGUAUAACAAUAAACAAGGAACUCGGUAUGGGAGAGUUUGGGGUGGUACAGCAAGGAGUCUGGUGUAAUGAAGGCGAAAGGAUACAAGUGGCAAUCAAAUGUCUCUCGAGAGACCGCAUGCAAAGUAAUAUGGUGGAAUUUUUAAAAGAAGCAUCUAUAAUGCACAACAUUGACCACCCUAAUAUUGUCAGGUUCUUUGGGGUAGUUUUGCCCAAUAUUGAAGGCAGUUUAAUGUUGGUUACUGAACUAGCACCAUUAAGGUCUUUAUUGGAAUGCUUAAAAGAACCUUCAUUGAGGUCAAGUUUUCCUGUGUUGACUUUGUGCGAUUUCGCUUAUCAAAUAUGUGACGGAAUGCAAUAUUUGGAGGCAAAUAGACUGAUUCAUAGAGACCUUGCUGCAAGAAACAUCUUAGUGUUCUCCAAAAACAAAGUAAAAAUCUCAGAUUUUGGUCUAAGUCGUGCCUUAGGACAGGGAAAAGACUACUAUCAGACUAACUUUAACGUCAAUUUAAAAUUGCCUAUAGCCUGGUGUGCACCAGAAUGCAUCAGUUACUUAAGAUUCACCACUGCCAGUGACGUAUGGGCUUUCGGGGUGACCCUAUGGGAAAUGUUUUCUUACGGAUUUCAACCGUGGGCAGCCCUAACAGGCCAGCAGAUUUUGGAAGCGAUAGACGAGCCGAAUUUCCAAAGGUUAGAGCAGCCCGACUGUUGUCCCCUGGAACAUUACAAUUUAAUGUUGGAUUGUUGGAGACACGAGCCCGCCCAAAGACCGCGUUUCUCCGAUAUCGGGCCGAUAUUGGCCGAAAGUAGGCCGGAACAAGUGCAGGCGAAAGUAACGACGAACGAGGGACCGCACAUGUUAAGUUUUAGGGUCGGAGACGUGAUCGCUGUUUUAGAUAAAAAGACUCACAAUCCUUUAUGGAAAGGGUCGACGGCGAGCGGAAAAACCGGCCUGUUUGACCCCAUUAAUGUGGUCGCCUACUUGGGCGCAGACCUGCCGAGCUCUUCGUUUCUACGAGGCGGAAUGGACAGCACCCGCUCAUCGGCUCGUAGGAAACUUCGGAGCGAAAUGAUUAGCGCACCCCAAGGCGAUUUUAAACAUACCGGACACGUUGGUUUGGACGGUGCCUAUUUUGGGGAUCUUAGUUUUUUGGGCGGAUCUAAAGGCAAUUAUAAUAGCGUUCCAACUCAAGUAGUGGCCCCCUAUAGGCCUCAUAAGGAUCUCGAGGCUGCGCCCCUUUUGGAAGGUGAUUGUGUGCCGGCACCUGCUCCACUACAAAACCACGAAUACCACGAGAUUAGUGACGAGGAGGCUAAUAAUAGUCCUCAUUUGGAUUUAGGUCCAUCCUUGAUGGCUGAAAUGGAAAUGAUGUUUAGCAGCUUAGGAACUCAAAGUUUGGAUCAUGAAGGUUCUAACCGAAGCAACGAGCUCCGCGAAAAACUAAACACAAAACCCAAAAAACAGGCGACCGUCAAACCAAUUUCGGCUCACGACAAGAAAACUUUAGACACUGCCAUAGCGUUAGCCAAUGAAAUCACUAGCAGGUCACUUUCUGCUACCACCCCCACGACCCCGGUUUCUCCCAACAAGAAGAAGAGCUCGUUCAGUUUCAAAUUUCCGUCGAUGCACGACACGGAAAAACCUCAAGAAGCGCGAAGAAAUUUCUCGCAAGAGGCCUUGUCCACUGCAGAUUUACAGUCUAAGAUCACGCCCGAGGAGCAAUUGGCCUAUCAAGGGCUGGUAGAGAGUCCCACACCGGAGGUCAGUCAGCUAAUGGUAACAAACCCAUUAAGGAUCUUAAGAUCGGGUCAACCGAUGAUAAGUUCACGCACCAGAUCAGCUAGUGUCGCUAGCAGCACUUUGCCCAUAAGAAUAAACGGCUCCACCAGGAGUUCUGUGCCGGAAAACUUACACGAAAGACCUUCAGGUAUAUUUUGUCGUAAAAUGAAAAAAAAAAUAUGCUGAAAAAAUUUUCAAGGUUUUCCCACUUUACCGAGAUCCAUAAACAUGACGCACACCCUUCCUCGUUCAUUGAGCGAGUGUUCCAAGGACGAAAAUCCGAUUCCGCUCCCACCAAGGGACAGGAAUAAAACGUUAUUGACCUCUAAGCCGAGACACACCAGGAAACAUCCGUUAAUUAUACCGGCGUCUAAUGUGCAAAGGACCUUGGAUAAGGUUAACACGGUUUCGCCUCCGAACCAAGUGAUCCCCGACCCGUUUCUGAACCAUCACCAUAAUAAUAUCGAACCGAUUUACACGAACAAUAUGGUGCAUUUGACGGACAAAAAUCCGGAAUCGUUACAUUUCGAGGAACAAAUCGCUUCGAGUUUAAACGCCCUGGAUGACAUUCAUUCGGACCAAGAUGUGGUUGACGGGGCGGACUUUAAGUCCGAUGAUAACGUUCAUAGUCACCAUGUCAGUUGCGAGGACUUACUAAAGUUUGCCAAUUCGAAACCCAGCUCCAGGACCAGGGGGAACGAUUCCGAUGAGGUCCGGAUCAUGUUAAAAGUUUUAGGGAAAGAUAUCCCGACUAAACGUUGCCUAGAUGCGUUGGACCAAUCCGACUGGGACGUAAUGAAGGCGAUAAAAAUCCUAAAACUGCAAAACGUCGUUAACGUUAGCCUGUUGUCUUGCCAAAACGCCCUGGAAAAUUCGAUGUGGGACGUUACGAGGGCCGCCCAAUGGGUCCUUCAAAUGGAGGACGAAGUGGCCCAGGUCUGAGGACCAUGGAUGGUUAAUUUAUUAGACGGGAGUGUUUGUGUUAAAGGGUUGACGUUGAAAUUACCAAAGCCACAUGUCCUUAUUAAUAAAUCUACAGCGGUUGAAGGAAAACGAAAAGCUGAAAAGUGCGAGGUUUCUGUUUGGAAGGUUUAGAGUCAAUUUUACGUUGUCUGGCACGUAAAUUAAAUGAUUUACUUAU